AUGAGGCAAGCCGGAAUAUACUCGGGAAUACUUGCCGGAGGGAGAACGGGUCCUCACCUGUUGCCGUUGGCGAGGAUAAAGAAGAUCAUGAAGAAAUCUGGGGACAACGUGAACAUGAUAUCUGGAGAGGCUCCCAUCGUGUUUUCCAAGGCUUGUGAAUUGUUCAUCGAGGAAUUGACACGAAGGUCAUGGAUGGUAGCCAUGCAAAGAAAGAGAAGAACGCUUCACAAAGAGGACGUUGCCUCGGCUGUUAUAACCACUGAUAUCUUUGAUUUUCUUGUCAAUUUGGUCUCUGCAGAUUCUACUAAUCCUACCCCCUUCGCCUCGGUUGCCAUGGAAACAGUACUGGAGUCCAGCUAG
This is a messenger RNA of Juglans regia (Persian walnut), 360 nucleotides long. Its product is annotated as nuclear transcription factor Y subunit C-1-like. Gene Ontology annotation, molecular function: DNA-binding transcription activator activity, RNA polymerase II-specific; protein heterodimerization activity. Gene Ontology annotation, biological process: regulation of DNA-templated transcription. The record is from RefSeq and is a predicted model, not a curated record. The coding region runs from base 1 to 360 and encodes 119 amino acids. NCBI's taxonomy places the organism in Eukaryota, Viridiplantae, Streptophyta, Magnoliopsida, Fagales, Juglandaceae. The transcript has a single exon. Gene Ontology annotation, cellular component: nucleus.